Paraphaeosphaeria sporulosa is the source of this 1285-nucleotide messenger RNA. Its product is annotated as histone-fold-containing protein. Bases 330 to 1184 code for a protein of 284 amino acids. Gene Ontology annotation, biological process: regulation of DNA-templated transcription. The transcript is spliced from 4 exons. NCBI's taxonomy places the organism in Eukaryota, Fungi, Ascomycota, Dothideomycetes, Pleosporales, Didymosphaeriaceae. The record is from RefSeq and is a predicted model, not a curated record. Gene Ontology annotation, molecular function: DNA binding; DNA-binding transcription activator activity, RNA polymerase II-specific; protein heterodimerization activity. Gene Ontology annotation, cellular component: CCAAT-binding factor complex; nucleus.
CGUCGCCCAGGUAAACACAGCGAUUUGCAAUAUGCCGGUCGCACACUUAGAUACUGAUGGCAGCCCACAGCAUCCUGUGCGAGCCCGUCUCACGCGGCAGCCCACGCUUAGCUAUUGGGCGGCCCUCUCGUCCACUCACCCGCCGGCCUGACGCAACCACGACAUCCAAGCAACAAUCACCGAUCUCCACCCCGUCACCAUCACCCGCGCCCAUUGGGCCAAGCUUGCCUCGCACCUGUACCGAUCUGCCGUCUUGAAGCAGCACCUGAAGCUCCAACGCGACACCCCUGCUCCGCGUCACCUCAGCACCCGCAGCGCCGCCAGCCACCAUGGAUCCGACGAGCCUCCAGGCUCACGGCCAGCAGAAGCUGCGCCAGCAGGCCACGGCCGCGCCCCGUCGCUACGAUGGCCAGAACGGCAAUCCGCUCUACGACCCCGGCAACGGCGGCCACUAUGGAGCAUCCGCAGCUAUUGCCGCGCAAGGACACGCGCCAGACCCACAGCUGUUCACCGGCGCGUGGCAGAACGUGAACCAAGGACUCAAUGGGUCCUAUCGCGACAUCCUCAACACUUACUGGCAACAGCAAGUCACGAAACUGGAGACCGAUGAGCACGACUACAAGCUCCACCAGCUGCCGUUGGCGCGUAUCAAGAAGGUCAUGAAGGCUGAUCCUGAGGUCAAGAUGAUUUCCGCCGAAGCGCCGAUCCUCUUCGCCAAAGGCUGCGACAUAUUCAUCACCGAGCUUACGAUGCGUGCGUGGAUACAUGCCGAGGAGAACAAGCGUCGUACGCUUCAGCGGUCGGACAUCGCGAGCGCAUUGAGCAAGUCGGACAUGUUCGAUUUUCUGAUCGAUAUUGUUCCCCGCGAAGAAGCGCUCCCACACAAGCGGAGCGGCGGACAGAGCAGCACUGCAGUCCAAGCUGCAGGCGCGGUACCUGCUGGCGCUCUUGCUCAACAGGGCGUACAUCCUCAGCACCAGAUGGCGCCUCCAGAUUAUGGUAUUGGGCAACACAUGCCUCAGCAGGAAGACUUUCGCCAACCCGGCAUGUACGCAGGACCGGUUCAGGGUGACCCAAAUGCGUAUGGGCAGCAGCAGAUGUUCGAUCCGUCUUACGGCGUAUACAACCCUAUGGCACAGCAGCCGGUAGGCCGACCGAUCAGCUAUGGAGUUGCGUCAAGCUGACUUUGACAGCAAAUGUAUCCGGUGCCCCAACGCGGCGCAGACCCAACCGGCGCGGGGGAUCCUAACCAGGGAUUCCGACCUCACGAUCCAGAAGGCGAUGC